Messenger RNA from Penicillium salamii, 939 nucleotides. The record is from the annotation of a GenBank genome assembly. NCBI's taxonomy places the organism in Eukaryota, Fungi, Ascomycota, Eurotiomycetes, Eurotiales, Aspergillaceae.
AUGUCGGCAACUUCAUGCACUCGAAGCGUUCUGGACGCCGUUGGAAAUACCCCUUGCAUUGAGCUCAAGCAUGUGGUUCCUGAAGGCUGUGCACGUGUUUUCAUCAAACUCGAGGGCCUGAACCCAACCGGCUCUUAUAAAGACCGAAUGGCAUGCUCUGUCAUUGAUGAAGCAGAGCGACGCGGUGAUCUGAAGCCCGGUAUGACGGUCGUCGAAGCCACCGGGGGCAGUACUGGGUCUUCCCUUGCCUUGGUCUGCGCGGUGAAAGGAUAUUCGUUCACUGUGGUAUCGUCAAAUGCGUUCGCAGAAGAAAAGCUGAAGACGAUGGCCGCAUUUGGUGCCCAUGUCGAUAUAGUUCACAGUCCGACAGGAAAGAUAACGCCUGAUCUCAUUCCUUCCAUGCGCGAAAGGGCCAAGGAGUUGUCUCAAGCCAGUGAUCAUUACUACGCAGAUCAAUUCAGUAACCACGACGUCCUUGUCGGAUAUGAAAGUCUCGGCCGUGAAUUGCUGAGCCAAAUACCUGAUGGUAUCGAUGCGUUCUGUGGGGCUGUAGGUGGCGCAGGGAUGGUCAUGGGAGUUGCGAAGAUCUUGAAGUCCCGCAACCCGAAUUGCCAGGUCACUGUCCUCGAACCGGCAUCUGCUCCCGCUAUCACCAAAGGAUAUGGGGGUCAACACUCUAUCGAGGGUAUUGGAAUUGGAUUCCUUCCUCCGGUGUUGGACAAGCAACUUUAUGACGAGGCUCUUGCGAUUGAAGAGGCGGAGGGUCGGGCGAUGGCCCGAAGAUUGGCCCGGGAGGAAGGUAUUCUUGCUGGGACUUCCACUGGCUUAAAUGUGGUUGCUGCAAUUCAGUUAGCAAAGAAACUGGGUCCUGGGAAGAUUCUGGCUACUGUUGCAUGUGACACGGGCUUGAAAUACGUUCGCGGAGAUUUGUAUGAUUAG